UUAGAGCUUUCCGAUUUUGCAGUUGGUUGUUGUUUACGACUAGGCUACGUGUCAGAAAUUGUCUCAGAUUAUUUUUCUUUAUUUGCAGAAGCUUUGUAGCAGUUUUUGUUAUGGCAUUUGGUACAAUAAAGAAAGUUGCUCUAGUACUAGUGGUACUAUGGAUUGGAACUUUAUGUUAUCUCUGGUUCCCAAAUGUAUUACCUGAUCUUGUUAAAUCUAAAUUGACAAAUAAAUUAUCAUUAGAGUCAGAUCAUUAUCAUGGUAAUAUCAAGUUUCGACAUGUUGCUGCCAAGUUGAAUGAAUCAAAGGAAGUUAUACAUAUUUGUAUUACAUCUGAUGAACAUACUAUAGGUGGUAUGAUAGCUUUAAUCAACAGUAUUGUAUCUAAUACUAAAUCAGAUCUGAUGUUUCAUUUAGUAACUGAUGAAACAAGUAUGGAUCAACUAGGGAUAUGGAUACAAAAGUCCAAACUCAGUACAAUUAAUUAUGAAAUAAAGAAAUUUCCAGCGAAUUGGGUGGAGGGAAAAAUUAACGUUAGAGGUAGCAGAAAGGAAUUGGGUCGUCCAUUAAAUUAUGCCAGAUAUUACUUACCUAAGUUAUUCCCGAAUUUAAAUGGUAAAAUAAUAUUUAUUGAUGAUGAUUGCAUAGUACAAGGUGACAUAUCUGAAUUAUAUCAAACCAAAGUAAAUCCCGGCCAUCUUGCCGCCUUCUCUGAAGAUUGUACUGGUACUGCUAAACGACUCACUUAUAUGAAGAAUAUAUAUGCUGAUUAUAUAGAUGUUAAAAGUAAACAUGUCCAGUUAAUGAAGAUCGAUCCACAAGAAUGUGCAUUUAAUACAGGUUUAUUUCUAACUAAUAUAACGGAAUGGAGACUACACAAUAUUACACAACAGUUAGAAUAUUGGAUGCAACUUAACACAAAAGAAGAAGUAUAUGGUAAUGAACGAGGUGGUGGAGGAUCACAACCUCCUAUGAUGCUUGUAUUCUACAAGAAAUUUUCCAAAAUUCCUGCUAUGUGGCAUGUCAGAUAUUUAGGCUGGACACCAGGAACCAGUUACACUACACAGUUUUUACGAAGUGCUAAACUUCUUCAUUGGAAUGGACGUUUUAAACCAUGGGGACGAACAUCACAACAUUCAGAAAUUUGGGAUAAAUAUUUUAUUGCAGAUCCCUCUGACAGAUUUCUCCCUGUUCGCAAAGGCAUUGUUUAGAUAUUAUUUGCAUAAUCAUACACUGUUGACCAACUGCUAUCUUGUUUUCUUAAGCUAAAGUGAAUUAAGUUUCAGUAUUAAGUUAUUUGAGGAUUUUUGUACAGGCAUUUUAAAACUUGCUUAAUAAUACAGAAUGACCCUUUUGAUUUGGUUAAAUCCAGAUAUAACUAGGGUACAAUUCAACAUCAGUUAAUUAACUGUUCUGUGAUCAAAAAUGAAUUGUGUAAGACCUACCAUUCAUCUACUGGUAUCUUAAAAAGGGGGGUGGGUGGCCAAAUGGUUUAACGCGUGCGCAUUACAUGGUAAGAUCUGUCAUUGAGUCAAGUGGCAUGGUUUCGAUUCCCCCUUUGUACGUGACAAGGAAAAGGGUCGCCUGUCCAACCUUGUGUAUUUUAUCUGGUCCUCUGGGCCCUUAAGAAAUACUGCAAUUCGAUUGGCUGACCAGUAAAAUCAAUUUGCAUAUAUCCAAUGAAGUGGCAGUAUUUCUUAAAAUUUCGGUUGUAACUUAGUUUAAGUUUUCGUGAAUAAGGGCCCUGGUCCCACCCACACACCCACUGCUAAAGACCCCUACGUGCAUGCAAACUAUCAAAAUAAUAUUGAAACAUAUGUUCAUCCCGAAAUGACCUAGUUUGUGUCAAGUGGAUGUUUGACCCGAUUUCUCUCCCUCUCUCAACUGUCUAAAUAGUAUGACAGAUGAAAGAAAUCUUAACAUUUUUAGUCUAAUUUAAAGAGGUCCUGUUUAUUGUUAAAUCAUCAGUGAUUUUUAGGAUUUAUUUUGACAACAAUUUGGAUAUAUUUUGAAGAGUUAAUAUUGUGAUCUGAUGGCGUUUUCUAUUCAUCUAAAUUGAUAAAUGUGUAAAGGUGAUCUAUUAAUACAGUAGUAUGUGCUAUUUUUGAUACUUUACAAAAAAUGAAAUCAAACUGAAAGGAAUCCAAUUAUAUUUGAUGAAAAGGUCCUUGUUAUUUAUAUUAUUUGUUUAUUUAACUCAAGUGUUUAUGCUAGUCAUAUUUUACAUUUAAUGAACUAAGAGUUUAAUUUGUUUUGGUUCUGUUUCAAAAUCCAUUCUGAUUUUAUUUUUGAAUACUAAGAAUUGAUGCUAUAGGACAUUAAUUCUAAGUGAUUGCAAAAGAAAUCAGAUCAAAUUCUAAACUUCGUUUAAUUUAAUUGAAUCCAUUUUAUAAUUGCCAUUAAGAUAUUUCAUGGAUAUGUUUAUUUUUAUUAAACUUCCGUGCUUCCCACUACCUAAACUUGAAUCCAUAUUUAUUUUUGAUGUACUAUGUGUACAUGUGACAGGCCAUAAUGGUAUCAUAAUGCCUAGAAUAAUGAGACAAAAGCAUACCAUUUGAAUAGUAAUUUAUGACAAUUUUAUUUAAAAUAAGAUGGAUUUUAUGGAGCAUUAUCAUACCUGUAGCAAUCAAAAUUAUACGAUAUCUUUAGAAUUUGAUGUUUCAGAUUUGUAUUUUUGUAACAUUUGUGCAUGUACCAUGUAUAUAUAACAGUUAAUUCAUCAACAAAUAUUCAUUCAUCCUAAAUUAAAAUACUUGUAUGAUUUUAAUGUGUUUUUGUAUGAACUUAUAUUUUUUUAUAUUUUGAAACUUAUUGCCUGUUUAUUUUUCUCUGAGUAUAUAGAUAAUAACUUUUACUGGAAAAUGAAAAUAUCCCGGAUUUGGUACAGGAUACCCACAUUCUAGAUGGCCCUUGCACAAAAUAUCAAAAUUGUGAUAUUGUUCUAAUUUAUAAAAGUGAUGUGAUCACAUCUGUACGGUCUUUAUAAAACGAUUGAAUUCACUGAUUUGAUGAUGGUAUGUAGAAUGUGGUGUUGUUAUAUACUAGUAGUAGCUAAGUGGCAUAAUGUCUGAUUCACAGUAGUCAUACAGCAGACAUUACUAUAUACUGCAGAAUCAGGGGUCUUAUUAGUUUUAUUGGCUGAGAGCUACAGUCAAGAUUUUAACAUCGGCCAAUGAUGUUUUGCUAUCACAAUAUUGUAUAUUAUCAAAUACUCAUUUAUAUUAUAUACAUGACAAUACAUGUAAAAUUAUUGUUUAGGGUAUUCUAUAUUAUAUUAGAAAAUUAAUCUCAUAUCCUGUAAUGGAUAAGGUAUAAACAUAAAGGGUUCUUUAUUGUCAGUUUGAAAUCAAUUGUCACAGCAUUGAGUCCUGUCACAAUUUGCCAGCAGAAUCAGGACUUAAUCUCAGGUUUAAGCUAUGGUAAUUGGUCUAGAUCAGUGAUUCUCAACCAGUGUGCCAUGGCACACAGGUGUGCUGGAGAUCUUUCUAAGUGUACCAUGAAAGUUUGAACGGCACACUAAGAGAGUUUCUCACUAAAGAAACCAGCCAUUUGACUGAUGCUAUUUGAAACACUGCAAUAAAGUAAGUUCAUGGCUGCAUUUUUCUUUUUUUAGUUCGAGUCAUUCUAUGGGUCAAUGACUAGUCUGUCUAUGGUUGUUUGCGGUCUCUGAAUUGCAAUAUUCAGAUAUUUUUUUAUAGAUACCGGUAUUUAGCCAGGUAUGCCGCUAUUCUUUUCUUGUCUUCCAAGGUGUGCCGAUGGCGUAAAAAGGUUGAGGACCAUUGGUCUAGACUGACACCAUUUGAGGGAUUGGGAGAAUUAAGUUUCAGAACAUUCAAUCAAGAAUCUCUUUGACGUUUUUCAGUCAAUUAGUCAUAUAUCUAUGUUUUAUUAUUUGCCGUCCAAAUAUAUACCAUAUAUUGCUUGUGGUCUAGUAGUCAUAUAAAUCAUUAAUCCAUCAUUGCUUUACUGCUUAUGUCUACAUCAAAAAAACCUUUGUUGACAUAUACUGUGUAUAAGAUGACCGACUCAUUUGAAAUAUGCUUAUGAACAAAACUGUCAGCCAAUAUGAACAAAAUUGUUUUUUUCAUGAGUAAUAAAUAAUAUAAAUGUAAA
Patella vulgata (common limpet) is the source of this 4113-nucleotide messenger RNA. Its product is annotated as glycosyltransferase 8 domain-containing protein 2. Gene Ontology annotation, molecular function: glycosyltransferase activity. The record is from RefSeq and is a predicted model, not a curated record. Lineage: Eukaryota; Metazoa; Mollusca; Gastropoda; Patellidae. The transcript has 9 exons. The coding region runs from base 111 to 1211 and encodes 366 amino acids. Gene Ontology annotation, cellular component: Golgi apparatus.